Molecule: messenger RNA, 2484 nt
Organism: Siniperca chuatsi (mandarin fish)
Lineage: Eukaryota; Metazoa; Chordata; Actinopteri; Centrarchiformes; Sinipercidae
Gene: plbd1a
Product: phospholipase B domain containing 1a
Exons: 11
Coding region: 187-1803 (538 amino acids)
Biological process (GO): phospholipid catabolic process
Cellular component (GO): extracellular region
Molecular function (GO): glycerophospholipase activity
Source: RefSeq, a predicted model, not a curated record
AAUUACGGCGUGCUGUUCCCGUUUCCUCCGGCCCAUAGCCAAUCAAGAAACGCUCCGCUCCGUCAGGUUGCCUCGGACUUUCCCUCCGCCACAUAACAACUGAUUUCCUCUUCGCCUAUACCAUUUUCGGCUGAUCCGUGUCUCUGUUCUGCAGUUGAUUUAGCUUUAAACUGCAUUUACACAGCCAUGCUUUUAGUAAAGAGGCUGUAUGUCUGUCUUGUAUUUAUUGUGGCUGCGACCUUCGUCUCCGCUGACCAGAUGACAGCAGCCACGGUGUACUGGGACCCCCAACACAAGAUUGUCCUGCUGAAGGAGGGGGUGCUGGAGACGGAGGGGGAUGCAUACGGGUAUCUGAAUGAUACCCUGUCCAGUACAGGCUGGAGCGUCUUGGAAAUCCGUGCCGGGUACGGACAGACCCCUGAAACUGAUGAGGUCACUUUCUUCCUGGCUGGCUACCUCGAAGGCUUCCUCACUGCCCAGCAGAUGAUGGACCACUACACCAACAUGUAUCCGCAGCUGAUCCACGACCCGAAGGUCCUUGGCCAGGUUCAGAGUUUUAUGGCGAAGCAGGACUCGUGGACCAGAAGCCAGGUGAAACUGAACAAGAGCUCUGAUCCUCUGUGGAAACAUGCAGGCUUCAUCGUGGCCCAGAUGGACGGGCUGCAAGCAGGAGUCGCAGACUGGGCCAAGAAAAAAGGGAAAAAGCCGCUGUCCCUGUUUGACGUCCAGUUCCUGAAUGCAGUGGGAGACCUGCUGGAUCUGAUCCCAGCCUUGGUCCCCAGCUCCAACCCUCUUCUCAGAGACUUCAAACUUCCAGGGAUGGGACACUGCUCUGCACUCAUCAAGAUGCUGCCCGGCUUUGAGAACCUCCUGUUUGCCCACUCCAGCUGGUACACCUACGCUUCCACAAUGCGGAUCUACAAACACUGGGAUUUCCGUAUCACUGAGCCCCACACAGCCACUGGCAAACUGUCCUUCAGCAGCUACCCUGGUUUACUGGUGUCUCUGGAUGACUUCUACCUCUUGGGCAGUGGUCUGAUGAUGACUCAGACCACCAACAAUGUCUUCAACGCCUCCCUUUUUGACACCAUCACCCCCAGCAGCCUGCUGGCUUGGCAGAGGGUCAGGCUGGCUCACAGUUUGGCACACAACGGAGAAGAGUGGGCCAAAACCUUCUCCAUGUACAACUCUGGUACCUACAACAACCAGUACAUGGUGUUGGACAGGAGCAAAGUGAAGCUGGGCUACAGUGUUGAUGACGGCGCUCUGACUGUGGUGGAGCAGAUUCCUGGGCUGGUGGAGUACUCUGACCAGACUCAGGCUCUGCGCAGAGGUUACUGGCCGUCCUACAAUGUUCCCUUCCACCAGAAGAUCUACAUGCUGAGUGGUUAUGAAGAAAUGUGGAAGGACUAUGGAGAGGACUUCUCCUAUGAUCUCUGUCCCAGAGCCAAGAUCUUCCGCCGUGACCAGGCUGAUGUCAAGGACCUAGACUCCUUGAAGCACAUCAUGAGGUCCAAUGACUACAAGAAGGAUCCUUACUCCAAGGAUGACCCCUGCAAGUCCAUCUGCUGCCGUGGUGACCUGAGGGCAGAGAAGCCUUCACCCGAAGGUUGCUAUGACACGAAGGUAACAGAUUUCCACAUGGCUGGGGACUUUGGUGCGGAGGCGGUGAACGGGCCAACGACGCAGGAUGGACUCCCGCCGUUCUUUUGGGAUAAAUUCAGCAGCAUCAGCCACCAGGGUCUGCCGCGGUACUACAACUUCACCUUUGUCAGGAUGCGGCCUCUUCUCUUCAAGCCAUGAGAUGUGUGUGCGUGUGUGUGUGUGUGCGUGUGUGUGUGCGUGUGUGUGUGUGUGUGUGUGUGUGUGUGUGUGUGUGUGUGUGUGUGUGUGUGUGUGUGUGUGUGCGUGUGUGUGUGUGUGUGUGUGUGUGUGUGUGUGAGUAAGACAGAGAGAAACGCUUUCUGUCUGAUGCUUUCAGAGGAAUGAAUGAUCAAGCUGAAUCUGAUGUUUCUUUUGUUGAUCACACAUCCAUUUACACAAUGAUGAUUUUUAUUUAAAUGAUUGCUUAAAGUUCAGAAUUGCGUCCCAGGGUAUGUUGGAUGAUUUACUUUGGAAUACGGUAGAAAUGAGUAGUAUUUUUAUACUUUGCUGCAGCCAUUUGUGCCUUGAACACUGAGGGUGACUAUGAAAUGCAGAAUCAAUGCACUAAAUCAGUGGUUAUGAGGUCUUCAGUCCUUUUCUAAAUGUUUGAAUGUCUUCAUACAUGCAAACACUAUUAUUUCACAGGUAAAUGAAACACUCAGGGAUGUUGAUCUUUGCAUGUGCUGUGAUUUAUGCUUAUCUAUCUCUUGUACUGUGCAAAAUGAAAAUAUCUCAGGUUUGUAUUUCUGUGUAAGCCUGUGUUUCUUAUAUAAUAUGAUAUGCAAUAGUGCACAUCUGCAUCAUGCCGUGUUAAUUGUUUAUUAAAGUUUUACAGUAUGA